GUAUUUUUUUGGAAUAGAGGGAAUACGUUACACUACAUAUAUAUUUAUAAAUAACAAACUUAUUGCAAGUAGACAUAUAGAACUUCUAUGAAGUAAAUUUAUAUUCCCUCUUUUUUGUUCCCACGACAAAUACAACCAUUCUCUCUCCGCUACUCCCCAUUCCCCACUUAAAAACACCCUAAAAAUGCACAUCUCCAAUUCUAACAAAAAUUCCUUUGAAGAAUGUCAAACGCAAUACUUUGAUGAUGAAUCAAUCUCCCUUCGUGAUCUUCCAAUAACCGCCAUUGUUGAACAUGUUCCUCAUAAAAACGCCUCGGUUAAUCAUAGCCGUCGAUCAUCUGCCUCAUCGUCGUCUGAUCCUACUUCCGAUUUCUUCUUUGAAAUUCUUAUCAACAAUGAUGAUGACCUCAUUAUUGCUGCUGAUGAUGUCAUCUUUCAUGGUCGUCUUCUUCCUUUCGCACCUCCUCCCCCUCGACGCUCUCUUUCUCUUCCCUCUGCAUCAACUCGUUCGCCACUCACUGAGUCAUCCACCGAUUCACUUCCAGCUAUUCGUCCGAGUCGCUCCCUCAAUUGCCGGAAAUCGCACCGGAAUCGAUCCAAUCCAAAACCUAAAUCGAAAACCGAUUUAAUCCGUAGAUUUUCGUCGAGAAAUGAAAAUCGAUCUAAUUUCAAUAAAAUUCCAGCAAAAUUUCCAUGGUAUUGGCUUGUAUUUGGUUUACCAGUGAAAAUUCAGGCAGAAAUGGAGCUAAAAGACAUUCAAAACCGAAAGUUUCGCCGGAAUUCUAUGUCUGAAAAGAUGUAUACAAGUAAUCAAAGUUGCUGUUCGUCGGCUUCUUGGAAAUUUCUCAAUGUUUUGAGCUGCAAAAGCCAUGCUACCGUUGACGUGAUGAAUACGGCGCCAUUUCCAAAAUCUUUGAUGUGAAAAUUUGAAUUUGUAUAAGAAAAGAAGAAGAUUGAAAAUUGAAGCAUGGUGAGAAAAAAUGAUGCAAGUUUUUGAGAGCAAAUAAAGCCUUAUAGAAAUUAGUGUAUGGUAUUAGUUUAUGGAGCUUUUGUAAAAUGAUGCCAAAUCAAAUUUAUCAUUUAUAUUAUUAUGUGCACUCAACUAUAUUUUUAAAAGGAGUGUUUUUUAAAUGAUGCUAAUGAUUUUUCGGUAAAUAGAAAUUUAAUUAUCAACCAUAAAUUUAGGUAAAUAUAAAUUUUAUCAUCAAUAACAAAAGGAUUGACCCUUUCAGAAAUUCUCAUAUAUGGAAACAAAUUUACAAAAUUAUAAUUUAGGGACGAAUCAUUUGAAAUAGAUCAUUUUCAAAGCUCGUAUAAAUUACUU
This is a messenger RNA of Amaranthus tricolor (Joseph's coat), 1324 nucleotides long. RefSeq lists its product as uncharacterized. NCBI's taxonomy places the organism in Eukaryota, Viridiplantae, Streptophyta, Magnoliopsida, Caryophyllales, Amaranthaceae. The coding region runs from base 185 to 922 and encodes 245 amino acids. The transcript has a single exon. The record is from RefSeq and is a predicted model, not a curated record.